This is a messenger RNA of Rhineura floridana, 909 nucleotides long. RefSeq names its product glutathione peroxidase 4 (gene GPX4). Lineage: Eukaryota; Metazoa; Chordata; Lepidosauria; Squamata; Rhineuridae. Gene Ontology annotation, molecular function: glutathione peroxidase activity. The transcript is spliced from 7 exons. The record is from RefSeq and is a predicted model, not a curated record. Gene Ontology annotation, biological process: response to oxidative stress.
UUGGGAGCAAGGAGGACGGAGGAUAAAGGUGGAGCCUGGGGUGGCCGCAGGCGUUAUGAGCUUAGGGUGUCUGGCGAAGAGGACGGUGCUGUGCGGGCUGUUGGCAACGCGAGGCCUGACCAGGACUAUGUGCGCUCAAGAAACUGACUGGCAGUCUGCCAAAUCCAUCUACGAAUUCCAUGCCAGAGACAUUGAUGGCAAUGACGUUUCGCUCGAGAAGUACAGGGGCCACGUCUGCAUCAUCACCAAUGUGGCGUCGAAAUGAGGCAAGACCGGUGUAAACUACACUCAGUUUGUCGACAUGUAUGGCAGAUAUGCUGAGCAAGGUUUACGCAUCUUGGCCUUCCCCUGUAACCAGUUUGGCAAGCAGGAGCCAGGCACCAACGAGGAGAUCAAAGCAUUUGCUGCUGGCUACGGGGUGAAGUUUGACAUGUUCAGCAAGAUUGACGUCAAUGGAGACGGCUCCCACCCUCUCUGGAAGUGGAUGAAGCAUCAGCCCAAAGGCAGGGGCACCCUGGGGAACGCAAUAAAGUGGAACUUUAGCAAGUUCCUUAUUGACAAGGAGGGGCAGGUGGUCAAGAGGUACAGUCCGAUGGACGACCCGUUUGCAAUCGAGAAGGACCUGCUCCGUUACUUGUAGGGCUGCCUCGACGUGACCCUGGAGACCCACCCACCGAGCCACCCACUUUGCUCCGUGCCUGCUUUCCUGCUUUCCUGUGAAGUUUGCCCCCAUGACGGCCUACCUUCAAGCCAAGCCCAUUUGGUGAGGCAGGUCUGAAAAAAUAUAUGUAUAUAUUUGGCAAGCUCACAGAGGGAGGGGAAGGCUCCGCCGGGCUAGUGGCUGUAAAUUCUCGGGCUGAAGUGCCCGCCAGCUUUGUAGCAAUUAAACUGUUCUUGUUCUCCUCGCAA